Molecule: messenger RNA, 6547 nt
Organism: Zerene cesonia (dogface butterfly)
Lineage: Eukaryota; Metazoa; Arthropoda; Insecta; Lepidoptera; Pieridae
Gene: metro
Product: MAGUK p55 subfamily member 7
Exons: 11
Coding region: 302-2092 (596 amino acids)
Cellular component (GO): cell-cell junction; plasma membrane
Molecular function (GO): protein binding
Source: RefSeq, a predicted model, not a curated record
CUCUUCAACCACCUAACACUAUAGAUUUACUUCCAGCUUCCAGUUUAUUCAAAACUUCAUUUUUAAAUUAUUUUCUUUCCAAUUUACCCUUAAUAAACUGAAAUUCCAUUAACUGAAAAGUUAUCAUCGUACUCCACAAAAAUGUGUUUUAAAUUAUAUUCAAAUUGUCAUUCGUAUGUGUUUUUGUAUAGUCAUAUAUUUCUGAAUUGGUAGAAAACGUAAGAAGUGAAUUAAAUACAAAAUAAAUAAGUGUUUCCUAUUUAAUAUGAUAUAAUCAAGAAUUUAAGAAGUCCCAGUCAAAAUGAUGAUGUCCAAUCCAACUGAGAAUUGGGAUCCUUCUCUUACUAGGUUAUUAACUUCGUUAAAAGAAGUUCAGUCAGAUGGCGAAGAUGUCGCGUUUUUAAGUGAAUUACUGCAGUCGAAGCAGUUGCACGCUCUAGUCCAAGUUCAUAAUAAAAUAGUAGCGAAAGGAAGGGAUGACAAAUUUUAUCCUUUGUUAUCUAAUGCUAUGCAAGUAACACUAGAAGUGUUGGAAAUGUUUGGUGAGCUUAAGACAGUCUCCAAGGAGUUCCAAGAGCUUUUGAGUCUGCUACAGAAACCUCACUUUCAGGCCAUAUUAUGUACUCAUGAUGCGGUGGCCCAAAAAGAUUACUAUCCACACUUGCCUGACAUCCCACCUGAUGCUGAUGAAGAUGAAGAAACGGUGAAGAUAGUUCAGUUGGUCAAAAGUGAUGAGCCAUUGGGUGGAGCUCAGAGUGCCGAGCCAAUUGUGGGUGCGACGAUUAAAACGGACGAGGAGACCGGCAAAAUAGUUAUCGCUCGCGUGAUGCACGGGGGGGCCGCCGAUCGAUCCGGCCUCAUACACGCCGGCGACGAGGUCAUUGAAGUGAACGGCAUAAGUGUGGAGAAUAAAACACCCGCGGAUGUGCUCGAUAUACUGCAAAGCUCCGAAGGGACGAUAACAUUCAAGUUGGUGCCAUCGUUCGGCAAGGGAGGCACUCGUGAAUCGAAAGUGAGGGUUCGGGCAUUGUUCAACUAUAACUCCGAUGAGGACCCGUACAUCCCAUGUAAAGAGGCAGGUCUCAACUUCAAGAAGGGAGACAUACUACAUAUUGUAUCGCAGGACGAUGCUUAUUGGUGGCAAGCCCGUCGCGAAGGCGACAGGGUUAUGAGAGCCGGCUUAAUACCAUCACGUGCUUUACAAGAAGGUCGGAUAAUUCACGAGAGGCAAAGUGAUCCGCAGACUUUAGACGGCAAGCCAGCCCUCUGUUCGCCAACCAAUGCCAGCUCGGACUGCAGUCCCAAAACGCCAUGUUCGCCAACCGCCAACGCCACGGCCUUAUUGCCUUGUAAAUCCACGCCCAAAGUGAAGAAAAUUAUCUACGACAUAAAGGAGAAUGAUGACUUCGACCGCGAGAUGAUACCCACGUACGAGGAGGUCGCCAGAUUGUAUCCGAGGCCCGGGUUCGUGAGGCCGAUAGUGCUGGUCGGUGCACCCGGAGUUGGUCGCAACGAGCUCAGGAGACGCUUGGUUGCUACCGAUCCGGAGAAAUACGUCACGCCCAUACCAUAUACAUCCCGGCCGCAGAAGUCCAGUGAGCAGAAUGGAAAGGAGUAUGUUUUCGUCACGCGGGAGAAGAUGGAGCAGGAUGUUUCUGAUGGAAAGUUUAUAGAGCAUGGAGAGUAUAAAGGCAAUCUGUACGGGACUUCUGCGGAGAGUGUUGAAACUAUCAUUAAUUCUGGGCGCGUAUGCGUGCUAAGUCCUCAUUGGCAAGCGCUUAAGAUGCUGCGCACGCCUCGUCUUCGUCCAUAUAUAGUAUUCGUUAAACCACCCCCCUUCGAACGCCUCGUGGAAACCAGGACUGCAGCUAACGCGCGGUCUACCUUCGAUAAGGAGAGCUCUAGGGCUUUUACGGAAGAGGAGUUCCACGACAUAGUACGUUCGUCCACCCGCAUCAACUUCCUGUACGGCUAUAUGUUCGACGAGGAGAUCGUCAAUGAGGACUUAGCAGGUGCCCUUUCUCAGUUGCUUAAAGCUUCCUGGCGCGUGCAGUCCGAGCCGCUCUGGGUCCCCGCCUCCUGGGUGCAAUAGUUGGGUAUACGUCACACGGUCAAACUCUGCGAAUUUACAAUGCUUUCGAUAUAUUUUUGCUGCGUACGUCGUUGAUUAGUUCCGUUGCAGUAUCAGAUAGCCAAUGAAGAGAAACGUACAGGGUUCGCGAAUUUAGUACGGUUACGGUCGGUACGGGUAUGGGUGCUGCGCAUCCCUUGUGAUUGAGCUCUUUCACAUGGAUGCUUGCUGGAGGCGCUGUCGGCUGGUUCACACGUGCCGGCUCACCCUCGGGGGUGACUCGGUGUUAGCACGUGUGGAUCAGCCUUUAAAUGUACGAUAUGAAGAUGACGGUAUAUUUUGUACUUCGCUCUUAUUUAUAUGAUGGUACAGAAACAGUAAAUUUUUCGAUAAUAUCACGCUUAGUAAUUUAUAUUGCACAACAUUAUUAUGGAAUCUAAUGCGGAUUUUUGUUAUUUGUAAUGAAAAAAUAUUUUUUUGGCUCAUUUUCUUUUGUAUCAUGGAAGUUGUCAACUUUAAUUUUACGAAUUGUUCAAUAUGUUUUUGGGGUCAAAAUUUGGGUUACAUUUGGAUUUAACAACGGGAUGGAUUCGCUCGUGGGCGUUUGCAAGCACAUUGGCUAUCUAAAUACUGGUUUAUUGCAAUAAGUAAUAAUUUAGACAAUACCACCGCAAACAUUCGUCAUACCACUUGCAAGGCUACCGCUUCAGUUAAUUUAUUUAGUUUUAAUAUAUUGCCGUGUAGUCGAUAGUUUUUCUUCCUACUGGAAUUGCUCAAAUAGGCUAAAUCUCUGGUAAAUGGUAUGACGACGAUUAUUUUUAUUGUUCAUAUUUGAUAACAUAAGCAAGCGAUCGCCUGAUCGCUGUAACACCCCGCUUGGUUUGACCAAGCCAUGUGUCAUGCAAAUUGGAUAACAAAUUUGCUCGCGUGGCUUUUGAAUGCCUUAUACCAAAUAAUUGUACACUUUUCCAAAGAUAAUGAUCUCGAUUUAGUUCAACAUUAUUAUAUUAAUUAAUUCUCUUUAUUGCUUAAGUACGGGUUUAUUGUUUUAAAAUGUUUUAGCUAAUUUUCUAUUAUGAAGUAAAUUCUAAACGUUUAUGUUUAUGGACUGCUACUCAUUCGGCUCGUACAUUUACCUGCAGUAUUAUUUUUGAAUUGUAUUUCCAUUAGUUUGCGACUUUCCAAUACAAUUAAUUUAUCUCCCUGAUUUUAUAUUUCUUACAACGUUGUUGGGUUGGAGUUAUGAUUGCGUUUGUAUGGGUUCGUGUUUAUUAGUUUUAAUUUUACUAUGAAAUUCCAAAAUAUUUUAUCUAUCCAGUUACAUAAUCUCUUUCGCAAAUGGUUAUUAUUGCCCCCCCCCAAUCCACAUACGGUCUGAACACACUGACCGUUGUUAAAAUCCCAUCAGUUUUAGUUCACCCUUAAUUAAUACGGUCGUAGUUAUAGUCUUUUAGUGUCAAAUUAUAUUAUUGGCAAAAUAUUUACAUGUGUGUCUAUUUAGAAGGCUUCUGAUUAUAAUCACUGGCUAACAUUAUAAUAUAUGUGUGUAGUUUUAUGGUUAAGAACUUUUACUUAUCUCACUCGUAUUUAAUCUAUAAUGUUAAUUACUGUAGCGUUUGAAAUAUUUCCCGAAUCAGAAUAUUCAUAGAUUAAAUGUGUAGAAACCUUAUAUGGUUGAUAAUAUUAAGACAAUUACGUGUAACUUAAUUGCACCAUUCGAUAGGCUUAACCGAAAAAAAAUGUUUAAUCACGCGAGAUAUCUGAGGUGUCUAUUCGAUUUUUUAUUGUCUAAGUUUUUCGAUUUCUGAGAAUUUGUUUUGUGCUGUCUGUGAUCGGCGAAGGUGACCGUGUUUUGGCCAGAUUUCAAAAUUCCUUAAUUUUCUUAAUUAGUAGCGUUAGUCCCAUUCGUCGCUAUAUUUAAUCAAAUUUCAUUACAGUCGGUUAAGUGGUAUUUAAGAUUUCACUAACAACAGCAUCUCACGAUCAUAAACUUACGAAUGGGACUGAUGCUCUUGCGGUUGAGGGAAAAGUAUCGAAUUUUGACGAAAAGUUUUUUGGAUUUUGUCGAAGUUUGUCGUCCUUCACUCACAGUACAUUAAAGUAAAUAUGUAUUUCACUUUCACUCCCCUGAGUACUUUUCGUUUCACUAUUUACUCGUGCACUUCGUUUACUUUUUAAACUGUUAUACCUUGCACGCCACCUUUCGCGUGUGUUUAGAAAUAGUUGGAUCGUUCUAUAAGCUAGGAUAAUGGGGCCCUACGCCUUCGAUUUGUAUUUACACGAAAAUGAGAGACGUUUAAAUAUAAUACUAGAUACUAGAGACUUUAGUGUACAUAGAUAGUUUUGCUCAUAACUUUAGGUAGGUCUAUGGUACCUACACUCCUACUACAUUAUGUAGUAACGAUUAAUUUUAAAGCAACUAAUAAUCUUAUUUGAUGAUUACCGUAGUACUAUAUCUUUGAUAUAGUUUUCGCGGUAAUUAACACGUCCAUAGGAAUUUGUUAUUCUUUACCAUCGACUCGUUAAAUGGAAAUGUAGGACGGUUCUCAGUGUCUAUACUUGUUGUAUAUGUCCAUAUGUGUCAUAAUGUUUGUUCGAGUGAACAUUAUGAUCAUUGCCAGUAUUUACCCUUGGCCUGUUGUUAUACCGUAAUAAAUAAUAAAUUUAAUAAUUCGUAUUUCAAAUAUAUAACAGUUAAUGUACACGUAUAUUAAAAGUUAUCUCGGUGUAUUGUUGUAUAAUGUAGAGAUGGAUUGUGGGAAGGAAUUUGAGUCGUUUAUUCUAUUCAUAUUCAAAAUGUUAUGUGUUAAUUUGGGGAUUAAAAAAAAGGGAAUUACUCGGCAGACUUUAACUCGGUAAACUGCGUCAAGUAUUAAAUUACUCAAUAAAAACGCGUUGUUAGAAAUAAUUUUAUGCGGGUAUCGUGUUGCUAUGCAGCGCUUUGGUAAACUAUAACCUUUUUUAAUCUCAUAAAUUUAUUACGUAUCAGCGUUCUCUGCGACAGUCUGGUUAUUAAAAAAGCCACUCUUAUAUUUUUUCUCACAAAUUUUCUAAUGUCCAAUUCGGAGCUAUAAAACAUUUUAUCGUGAAAUUUCAUUACAGUCGGUCAAGUAGUAUUUAAUAGACUACGCGCAAUUUCGCAAACAAGAAUUUCUAAGGUUCAUCAUUUAUGUAAGAAUAGGAUGGGACUAAUCUGACUGAUCGAUCGAAUGAAACUAUAACAUCUUCUGUCUCUUUGUUAACAGACGUUCCCAAAAACGUCUGUUAACAAAGAGACAGCGACUACGGCUGGUUCUCAAUUCGACCGUAUGUUUUUGAUUUUUUACACGAUAACUCCGUGAGUUUUCAACCGAUUGGCGUAAUUCUUUUUGCGUUUGAUAGGAAAUUUUCAUUUCGUCCCAUUCUAGACAUUAAUUCUUUUUUUUUGUAUAAAAUGAUCAUUUAACAAUGUAUCUUUACUAUAAAUAUCGGUCCAAGACUGUUUGCGUUAUUCAUUAUUCAGAUGCAUAGACAAUAUCGAAAGCGAUGCGAAAAAGCCAUAGUAAGAGUCGCGUUUUUAGAAGCGGGUUUAACAUCUAUUCGCUAUACCUUCGCAAUAUGUGCCCGAUCAAUACAAAUAUCGGUUGAUGUAUCAGUGUCUUGUUCCAUAAAUCUGAUUUUGAUAGUAGGAAAAUUUAUAAAACUUCGUAACUCGGAACUGGCAUGGGGGGGGGUCGGGCUACCGUUGCAUGUCUUUGGCACUCAUCAGGUGACAAGUUUACGUUGAAGCGGUUUGGAGACACUUCAUAGCGUAAAAUCGUUACCAGGAUAGUGGCAAGGACACGGCACGGUGUCCCGAAGGGGGUGGGCCAUGACCAGUUCCGGGUUAUUUAUUUUUAUAUAUUCUCCUUCUCUCCUUGUAGACAGUGGAUGUACCGGCAGUCUCUGUCCUGAUUUAAUACUGUUUAGUGUAUAAAUUUGUUUUGUUUUCGCCCUUUUCCUCAUUUUAGAAUCCGGAUUGAUCCGGUUUGACGGAUUGCUUUCAUUCUUAUUAGCUAAACGAGUAUCUUCAUUUUUUUACUUUCAUUACUUUAAGAGGCUGUUAGUACAUUCGCUGUUUUUCGUUACGUUGACGCAGUUCAGGUAAAAACAUAGUUUGCGUAUUAUCUAUGAAUUCUUUUAUCACUAUCCAUCUAUUUCAUUAUUUAUCUUUGCAAAAAGAUAAAAAGGGUCUUUGGUUUUUAUUAAUUUUCUUUCUACAUUUUCCAUUGGAAGGACUGUUGAACGAGGGGUUGCUUAUUUUUAAAUGGUCAUGUGAAUGCGAUACAUUUACCUAUAUAAUAUUGGUGUCGUAAUUAUUAUUCAAUAUUGUCGUUUUCUAAUCGUUUCGUAUUUAUUAUUAUGGACCUUUUAAGGUUAGAUGACUAUGCAUCUUCAGGAUUCGUGUUUAAGAAUGUUUAAUAUUAAUAAUUGUAGAUAUAAUUCUUCAUUUUUAAA